CUUUCACGAAAAAUAAUUUCAUCUGCCCACUGAGCAGAGGGGUGAGCAGGGUGAGCAUGGAGAACACGCUUUCCCCACGGUGCGUCAACGACGCUCUUUGCCCCCUUCUCCCCCCCCUGCCAAAAUGGCGCCUCGACUGCCUCCAUCCAAGCUGGAGAUGAUUCGUGACAUGAUACACAGCGGAUCCCUGACUAUAGCACGGAUGGCCGAUGCUGCUGAGUGUAGCGAGCGCUCGAUCAUCAAUAUUCGUAAUAAUCUUCGCCAUUUCGGGAAUGUCAGAGCUCCGUUAACUCGCGUCGGCCGGCGACGAAGCACCACGCCUCUAAUGAUCCAGACCUUGUGUGACCAUCUCCUUGAGAAGCCUGGGUUAUAUGUAGAUGAGAUGGUGCUUUUCCUCUGGGAUGAGUUCCGUGUUUGGGUGACAAGCUCGAGUCUCAAGCGGGCUCUUGCUUCGGUCGGAUGGUCGAAAAAGGUAGCUCGACAGAGAGUAAAGGAACAAAACGCUGAUUUGCGAGAUUUCUACCUACACAACCUAUCUGACUUCAAGUCGUAUCAUCUGGUGUAUGUGGAUGAGUCUGGAUGCGAUAAACGAAUCGGUUUCAGACGCACCGGCUGGUCUCCGCUGGGCUUGACGCCAUUGCAAGUAUUCAAAUUCCAUCGUGACCAGCGAUGGCAGAUCUUGCCAGCAUACGCACAAGACGGUGUUGUCCUGUCACGAGUAUUCCAAGGCUCGACUGAUGCGGCCGUGUUCGAGGAUUUCAUUCAGCAGCUUCUCAAGCACUGUGGGAAAUGGCCUGAACCGAAGUCUGUGAUUGUCAUGGACAACGCCUCUUUUCACCACUCUGACCGAAUCAAGGAAAUGUGCGCAGAUGCUGGCGUGAAACUGCUUUAUCUGCCGCCUUACUCACCUGAUCUGAAUCCUAUAGAGGAGUUUUUCUCCGAGCGGAAGGCAUACAUUCGGCGCCACUGGCAAAAGUAUGAACAAAGCCCCGAUCAAGGAUUCGAUACAUUCCUCGAGGGGUGUGUUGACGCUGUCGGGUCUCGACAACGGAGUGCAAUCGGCCAUUUCCGGCAUUCUGGAGUCGUUGUUGAAAAUUAUCAUUGAGUAAUACUCGACAUGGUACUGUACUUGAUAACUACCUGAGGAUUUGGGGCAGUAGAGCUGGUAUUAUCUUCAUAUAGCACUGAAUCACAUCAACGCGAUCGGGGGCGAUUGAACACGAAAUCUAC
Messenger RNA from Penicillium brasilianum, 1230 nucleotides. NCBI's taxonomy places the organism in Eukaryota, Fungi, Ascomycota, Eurotiomycetes, Eurotiales, Aspergillaceae. The record is from the annotation of a GenBank genome assembly.